This is a messenger RNA of Salvia hispanica, 1545 nucleotides long. RefSeq names its product F-box/LRR-repeat protein At3g03360-like. The record is from RefSeq and is a predicted model, not a curated record. Lineage: Eukaryota; Viridiplantae; Streptophyta; Magnoliopsida; Lamiales; Lamiaceae. Gene Ontology annotation, molecular function: protein binding.
AUGAAGAGGACACCACUGAAGCUUAACAAGAAAGGGCAAGAGUACAUGGGUGCCGAGCUCUCGCGCCAGACCCUGUCCCCUCUUUACUCGAAUGAGCUCUCACCGGGUAUUAGGACAAGGGAAGGACUCCUCGGAAAUCAUGGUGAUCGAAUUAGUAUGCUUCCCGAUGAUGUAUUAGUGUUGAUACUAUCUUCGUUGAGCUUGAAAGAAGCUACAGCGACUAGCAUACUUUCCUCUCGAUGGAAGAACUUGUGGAACUUAACACCCAAACUAGAUCUAGAUCUCGAUUGGACAGCAAUACUAAACAAGCGGAGAAAUUAUGACAUGAACAACAUGAACAACUUGAGUUGCGAGUAUGUUAGAUGGGUUGAUCGCCUACUCACCACGCUCCCGAAAUCUUCCACCACUAAUCUUGUCAGAUUCAGAGUGUUGUUUGAGUUAACUUCAUUUUUCACGGUAUAUAUCGAUGAUUGGGUUAGUUACGCCGUGAGUAGAAAGGUUGAGCAUCUUGAAUUGAUUUUGGACGCGUGCUUACCAAGAGAGUAUUACUCUUUCCCUUACAAAAAAGGGAAUUUCCCCGAAAAUCUGAGGUGGCUGAAGAAGCUUAGUUUGCAUUGUGUGAAUGUGAGUGGUGAGACUGUGGAGUUUUUGUUGAGGAAAUGUCGUCUUCUCGAGCAACUGUCCCUGUCCCAGUGUGGAAAGGGGCUUUCGUCUCUGGAGAUUGUUAGGACCUCGCCAGUGUUCAAAUGCCUAGAAAUUAGCCAGUGUUAUAGUCUGAACUCAGUUGUGGUUCGUGAAUCGAAGGUUGUCUGCAUCAAGUACGCUGGUGUGGGUGAACCACGUUGUCGUUUCAAGCUCGUCGAUGUUCCUCUCUUUUCUCAGCUCUGGAUUCAAGCGGAGGCAUAUACGCGGUUGUCUUAUAUUAUUAACAUCACAGACAUUAUAAACAUGUUUGAUGAUGUGCUUCCACAACUACACAUGCUCAAGAUAUACACUAAGUCCAAAAUUUCCCUCUAUGACAAUUUGCACAAGAUGAUGCCUAAUCUUAAGGAAUUGGUGGUGGUGGUUGGGAGUGAUUACGGUGACAAGUAUUCUCUCGUGCCAAUAAUACGUUGGUUCAGUGUGGCUCCUUGCUUGCAAAGAUUUGUUCUAGAGGCGCCACACCAAGAGAAGAUCAAAGAAGAAAAGAAGGUGUCGAGGGCUCCUAAAGUGUUUUCUAUUGAUUGCUUGCUUAAUGGUAGUGAUUUGGAAGUUUGGGAUAUUAACAGAAGAAACGAAGUUCAGAGAGCUUAUUCUCACAUCAAGGAAGUAAAAUUUGUUGGGUAUCGUGGUGUGUAUAAUCAUAUUCAAAUGAUUUCACUGUUGGCGCACCAAGGUUCUGCACUAGAGAAGAUAAUUGUGGAUACACGAUCUUUCGAACUUCACGAGAAUAUGCCGUGGGAUCGCAUUUCUCGAAACCAAAACGAGGAUGAAAUAAUUGCAAGGAAGCGUGCAAAGAGCGAACUUAAACAUGUUACUUCAGGAAUAAAUGUCAGCAUACUCUAG